AUGUUCAAAUUCCUCAAAGAGGUCGUUGGUGGAUCUGGAACGGGCCUCAAGGAUCUCCCAUACAACAUCGCCGAACCUUUCCCUUCCGCUUGGGGCUCCUGGACUCACUCUCGCGGCACCUCCAAGGACGACGGUUCUCUUGUCUCCGUCUUCUCUCUCUCGGGCUCCAAUGCUCAGGAUGGUCACUUAGCUGCUGCGCGCAACGGCGUCAAGCGUCUUCGAACUGUUAGGCAUCCGAAUAUCUUGUCGUUUCUUCACAGCGCUGAGAUUGAGACUUAUGAUGGAGGUUCGCCGAAGGUUACGAUAUAUAUUGUGACUGAACCAGUGAUGCCGCUAUCCGAGAAAAUCAAGGAGUUAGGGCUUGAAGGUACACAAAGGGAUGAAUAUUAUGCUUUGGGUCUUCAUCAAAUUGCUAAAGCUGUGAGCUUCUUGAAUAAUGAUUGUAAACUUGUUCAUGGUAAUGUUUGCUUGGCUAGUGUUGUUGUGACACCAACUUUGGACUGGAAGCUUCACGCUUUUGAUGUUCUAUCUGAGUUUGAUGGGAGUAAUGAAACGUCUUCUGGUCAAAUGCUGCAAUAUGCAUGGCUUGUUGCAUCACAAUACAAACCAAUGGAGUUGGCGAAAUCAGACUGGGAUGCAAUUAAGAAGUCUCCUCCAUGGGCCAUUGAUUCUUGGGGCAUGGGUUGCCUAAUUUAUGAGGUAUUCUCUGGUCUGAGGUUGGGCAAGACAGAAGAAUUACGCAACACUGGUUCCAUUCCCAAGUCUCUGCUUCCAGAUUACCAACGACUGUUGAGUUCCCUACCCUCUCGUAGAUUAAACACAUCAAAGCUUAUAGAAAAUAGUGGUGAGCGCUCCUUGAUAGAUUUAUACUUAAUCAUAUAUGGAAAUGGUUCACCUAACAUUGUGGUUGUUUUGCCUCUUUCUUUGAGGGAUUCAUGUGUUUUGUGUUUUGAGUUUUUCAAUAAUGGAUAUGCAGAAUACUUUCAAAAUAAGCUGGUAGACACAAUACAUUUCAUGGAAAUUCUCAGUUUAAAAGAUAGUGUGGAGAGGGACACCUUCUUCCGCAAGCUUCCAAAUUUAGCUGAGCAACUUCCUCGCCAAAUAGUGUUGAAGAAGUUACUUCCUUUAUUAGCUUCUGCCCUUGAAUUUGGUUCAGCUGCUGCCUCAGCUUUGACUGCCCUGUUGAAAAUGGGUUCCUGGCUUUCAGCUGAGGAGUUUAACGUCAAGGUACUUCCUACAAUAGUUAAACUCUUUGCCUCCAAUGAUCGAGCUAUUCGAGUUGGCCUUCUCCAACAUAUUGAUCAAUAUGGAGAGUCUUUAUCAGCACAAGUUGUUGAUGAGCAAGUUUACCCUCAUGUUGCUACUGGGUUCUCUGACACAUCUGCUUUUCUCAGAGAACUCACUCUGAAGUCUAUGUUAAUUCUAGCUCCCAAGUUGUCUCAAAGAACCAUUUCAGGGUCAUUAUUGAAGUAUCUGUCAAAGUUGCAGGUUGAUGAAGAACCAGCAAUUAGAACAAAUACAACCAUAUUAUUAGGCAAUAUUGGAAGUUACUUAAACGAAGGGACAAGAAAAAGAGUAUUGAUUAAUGCAUUUACAGUCCGUGCAUUACGUGAUACUUUUCCACCUGCUAGAGGAGCAGGCAUUAUGGCUUUAUGCGCAACCAGUUCCUAUUAUGACAUCACUGAAGUUGCAACCCGGAUUCUUCCUAAUGUGGUUGUGCUCACAAUUGAUCCUGACAGUGAUGUUAGAACUAAGGCAUUUCAAGCGGUUGAUCAGUUUUUGCAGAUAGCCAAGCAACACUAUGAAAAGACAAAUGCAGCAGAUACGAUUGGUGGUGCAAGUGUGGUAGGCUCAUCUGUUCCAGGAAAUGCUAGUUUGCUUGGAUGGGCUAUGAGCUCUUUGACCUUGAAGGGUAAACCUUCUGAUCAUGCUCCAGUUGCUUCUGCAAUUUCGUCUACAAUUACAACAUCUUCUAAUGGAACCACAGGAUUGGUCUUGCCUGAAUCACCUGACUUUAGGGCAGCUUCCUUACAUGAGUACUUUUUGACAAAAUUUAACCAUGUUCAUUUAAUUUUGUUGGGGGGAAAUUCAGGCAUAGAGACGCCAUCUACAGCACCAGCCCGUAUAAGCUCCACAACAGAUUUCUCCGCAACAGAUUUGGCGGAACACCCUGUCCCAACAUCUCCUACAUCAACGGAUGGCUGGGGGGAACUUGAGAAUGGAAUUCAAGACGAGCAUGAAAGUGACAGGGAUGGGUGGGAUGAACUGGAACCACUUGAAGAGACAAAGCCAGCUCCCGCUCUUGCAAACAUUCAAGCAGCUCAAAGGCGGCCUGUUUCUCAACCUAUUUCACAAACAAAACAAGCAUCAAAUUGGCUGUCCAAAAGUACAUCAAAAUUGAACAAGGAUGAGGAUGAUGAUUUGUGGGGAUCUAUAGCAGCUCCUGCUCCGAAAACUGCAAGACCUUUGAAAACAGGUCAAACUGAUGAUGAUGAUCCUUGGGCUGCCAUUGCUGCUCCGGCACCCACUACGAAGGCCAAGCCCUUAUCCACUAGCAGAGGUAGGGUAACCAAACCUUCUGCUCCAAAAUUAGGUGCUCAGCGGAUAAACCGAACAUCAUCAGGCAUGUAA
Molecule: messenger RNA, 2631 nt
Organism: Sphenostylis stenocarpa
Lineage: Eukaryota; Viridiplantae; Streptophyta; Magnoliopsida; Fabales; Fabaceae
Source: the annotation of a GenBank genome assembly